GGGAAGCGCAAGAUCCACGGAAAGCGCAAAAGCUAAAGAGAAGGCCGCACCUCCCCCCACCGGCCGCAUUGUUUCUUCCUCUCUUUUCUCCCCCAAGAUCCUUCUACAUCGGGCGAAUGCGAAUUACGCCCAAUCUCUGGAAGAUGGCGAAAGACACCGUAUACGAAGGCGUCUUCGCCAUCAACAAGCCGUACGGCAUGAGCUCUGCGCAGGUGAUCCGCGAUUGCCAGCAGCAGAUGAACCCCUCGGCUAUCUUCAAGCCGUUGAUCGAGAGAGAUCUUGCCGCUAAGAUGCAAGAGUCCAAGCAAGAGUGGAAGCGUCGACGAGCCGUUAAGAAAGACUCUCGCGUGAAGAUGGGCCAUGGAGGCACACUCGACCCAUUGGCGACCGGCGUGCUGAUCUUGGGUGUCGGAUCGGGUACCAAAUCACUCGGCUCAUUCCUCGACUGCACCAAGACCUACGAGACGGUGGUACUAUUUGGCGCUAGCACAGACACCUACGACCGCGUGGGUAGAAUAUUGAGCAGACGGCCAUACGAUGAGAUCACGAAGGAGAAGGUCGAAAAGGCGAUGGACAGCUUCCGGGGCAAGUUCCAACAGAUCCCCCCUCUGUACUCCGCGCUCAAGAUGGAGGGCAAGCCGCUGUACGAGUACGCUCGCGAGGGCAAGGCUAUUCCUAGAGAAAUCGUGGGACGCGAUGUUGAAGUGACCGAGCUCGAGAUGGUCGAGUGGUACGAGCCUGGAACGCACAACUACAGAUGGCCUACCGAAGAGGCGGAAACGGCCGAGAAGAACCUCGCUGAGCAGGUCUGGCGAGUAGAGAAGCAAGGUGCCUCUGGCCGCCGGCUUACUCCCGAGGAGGAGAAGGAAGAAGAGAAAGCCCUCUCCGAGCACGAGACGGUUAAGAAGAAGUUUGAGGAGCGCCAGGAUGGUCUCAUCCGCGAUAAGCCUGCCAAGAAGCAAAAACCGCCCAAGAACCCGGCUCUGAUGUCUGGCGCCUUGGGACAGCUCCCCGGCGGCAAAGGCUCCAACCUUAUUCCUCCACCUCCGUCUGCGGAUGAGCCCUUCCCUUGGACCGACAAGGGCCCGCCUGCUGCCAGGAUCCGCAUGAAGGUUACCUCUGGAUUCUACGUUCGCAGCUUCUGCCAUGAUCUGGGCGCCAAGGUCGACUCUGCGGGCAUGAUGGCUGAGCUUGAGCGAUCCCGACAGGGCGACUUCGAGGUCCGCACCGAUAGCUGCUUGGAGUACGAAGACGUUCUCAAGGGAGAGGAGGUCUGGGGGCCCAAGGUCACGAAGGCGUUGUCUGAAUGGACCGAGAAGUACCCCAACGGAGCGCCGCAGUCGCAACGCGAAAGACAGAAUGCCCAAGGCCAGCAGAAGCAGCAGAACCACGGCCGCAAGGAUGACAGGAAGCGCAAGUGGGAGAACAAGAGCUUCGACAAGAAUGACAAUGCUUCUAAGAAGAGGAGAAACUCCAGUUCGGGAGACGAGGCGCCCGCCGCCAAGGUGGUCAAGUCGGAGCAGGCUAGUGAUGUCAAGGAGUCUUCGCCCAAGAGGUCUCCCAAGGCGUCUCCCAAGGCGUCACCCAAAGGUUCUCCCAAAACUUCUCCCAAGGCGAAGUCAGCUAACACAAAGAAGUUUGAUGACGUAUGGGAAGGUAUUCAAGACUAAAGUUUCCAAAGCAUGAGCGUCGUAUAGACGAGACAAAACGUACACAGAGACACAAGGGCUUCGUUGAGGGACAUUUUCAGUUUGUGAGGCUACGGCCUGGGAAAAGGGCACGGCGUACGGAGGCUUCCAUUUAGCAUGACCCAGAAAAGCGUUGCGGAUCGAGAGGGUGAUAGUUGGACACUGUAUCAAGACUCGCUCAUUUCGAUUGGCCACUUGCCCGUAUAAAACAUAUGAGCAGACGAGAGAUUAAAAGUCAAAAAUACCUCAUUCAUGUCGUUUGAUUUGCCUUGGAUCGUGACCUGAUAUACAGUCUACCC
Molecule: messenger RNA, 1987 nt
Organism: Colletotrichum godetiae
Lineage: Eukaryota; Fungi; Ascomycota; Sordariomycetes; Glomerellales; Glomerellaceae
Product: trub family pseudouridylate synthase
Exons: 2
Coding region: 117-1670 (517 amino acids)
Biological process (GO): mRNA pseudouridine synthesis; tRNA modification
Cellular component (GO): mitochondrion
Molecular function (GO): RNA binding; pseudouridine synthase activity
Source: RefSeq, a predicted model, not a curated record